GUUCAUGUAAAUGAUAACGAGAUCAUACAGUGUUGUUGCAUACUGUAAUCAGAGGAAGGAAAAGAAGAAAGCAGAGGAAAUGGCGUUGAGCUCGAUGACAUGGGCUUACGCACGGAUCAUAGCUGGAACACUUCUCGGUGGGACUCUCGGAUUCUACGUAAUGCACCGCGUCGAAGUUAGCUACAAGAUGAAGAUGGAGGAAGCGUUAAGGCAAUACGAGAAGGACAUGAAGAAGAGACAAGAAGAAGAGAAUCUCGGUCACAUCAGCGAAGAUUCAGUCUAGCUUUGCGUGGGGGAAUAUGCACUCAAAGUGUUCGAUGAAAUGCCCAAACGAGAUUCUUUCUUGUUUUCUCCUUUUUUACUCUUUUUCUUUUGCUAUAAUUUUUGGUUUGGUUUGGUUGGCGGUUUGAGAAAGUUUUAUUGACUUCGGUUUAAAAUAUCUAUACCAUGAUGGACCAGAUAAACUGCGAAUACUAUGUCCUUGGGUUUUGUAAGGGUUUCAGUGGUUUUUCUUCUAAAGAAUAAAGUCUUAAACUGAA
Molecule: messenger RNA, 539 nt
Organism: Brassica napus (rape)
Lineage: Eukaryota; Viridiplantae; Streptophyta; Magnoliopsida; Brassicales; Brassicaceae
Exons: 2
Coding region: 11-283 (90 amino acids)
Source: RefSeq, a predicted model, not a curated record